Molecule: messenger RNA, 3735 nt
Organism: Carassius auratus (goldfish)
Lineage: Eukaryota; Metazoa; Chordata; Actinopteri; Cypriniformes; Cyprinidae
Product: Hermansky-Pudlak syndrome 6 protein homolog
Exons: 1
Coding region: 254-2758 (834 amino acids)
Biological process (GO): lysosome localization; protein localization to membrane; organelle organization
Cellular component (GO): BLOC-2 complex; lysosomal membrane
Source: RefSeq, a predicted model, not a curated record
UGAAACACAGCCAUCAGAAUCCGGAAAUUAACAAACUCGUGAUGUCAGGAGGAGUGGGAGAGAAAGGAGAAAUGUACGUGUAUUUCCUAGGAUUUCUGGACUGUAGAGAUAUGACAUCGUCAUAUGAUGGAGUUACAGCGUGAAAGGAGCACUGGACAUGUUUCAGGGAGACUGUGGAUGAUCGCUGGUCCAAACUGAAAGUGUUUUCACGCGCAUCGUGUGCUUCCUAUUCCAGAUCGACUUUUCAGCAAACAUGACGCGACUCUCGUUAGAACAAGUGACUGAUUUCGUUGAUUUCACGAAAGGAAAGGAUCUUAAAGAGUUUUUCAAACAGGGAUACUCAAGCAUCUCAUCUCAAAACUUCCUGUCUGAUGUUCGUCUGAGUCCAGAUGGACGUCACAUUCAUGUCAUUGUGCGUCAGCCCAAGAGUGGUCUUAUGACACACGACAAAUAUCAGCGACCUCAUCUCAUGCAAUGCCAGAAACACAAUGAUUUAGUGCUGUCUGGAAAUGGGCCUGUAGUGGAUGUUAUUUAUGUUCCUCAAAGCAAACCAGAAGAUGGAGCCUCUGUGCUUGGAGUUAUAUUUGAGAAUGGAAGAGUGGAAUUCUGGAAAUUCCUAGAGUGCAGAUCAGGCUGGAAUUUACUCCAGACUGCAGAUCUGUGUAACAGCCCUCGUGCUAAAGUCAGUUCUGUGUGCAUUUGCCAGAAUUUCAUUAUAUGGUGUGAGGAGCGACCACCAUCUGAGAACUCCAAUAGUGCAUGCAGCAACUUCAGGUUCUGCAUCUGCAAAAAGACUGUAGAAGUUAAUGAGGGAGGUGUCAAUUUAGGAAACAUGAAAAUUGCAUUGCACAAUAAUCCUCGAUACACAACUGUCAGUUCUGGGAAUUUUGUCUAUCUGCUCCCAGACAUGAGGGAAAACUCUUCCAUUGGAAUUUCAAAAGUGUUUCUUGCAUGGUCUCCUGAACAUGACACCUUUAGCGUGCAUAGUGCCUGUAGUUGCACACUUAUGAAAAGCUCAAGCAAGGAGUCUGACUUCAAGAGACUUGUUACAGACUGCAUUGGCCUUUUAUCUACCAUAAAUCCUCCUGAUAUCUGUGGAUUCUCUCCAACUGGAUGUGGAGACCUCCUUCUUCUUCUUAGCACUGGUUGGGUAUGCAUCAUGAAGAGGGAUGGCAGUCUUAGCCACAUAUACAAACUUCCUGAUAAUUGCUUAAGUGCUAGUGGGACCCAAAAUAGCCUGAAGAUAUAUAACGAAAUCCUGGCACUAACAAUAGGCCGGACCCUCUUCUUAAUCGACACCAAAUGUGGUCUGGAAUUAGAAAGAAUAAGUCUGAAAACAGAAGGUCUUCUCUUCAUAAACACCUUGGACAGUCACUCUCCACAAAUGUUGUCAGAAACCGGGCUGUUUGUGGUCACGCAAAAACCGAAGCCUUCUCCAACACUUUCUGAAGACUCGAAUGCACUUUUAGUUGAGACUGUCUUUGAGGAGGCAUGCAAAUACUAUCAGCAAAGAAGUUUAAGUAGCACGCAGCUCACGGUGGAGAAGCUCAAAAAAGGUGGGAUGUUUCAAGCGCCCAUAUCGCUAGCUGCCAUCCUUAAGGAUUACCUCAGCAACCAGAAGACCAAACCUGGCGAGAAACAUUCCACAGGUCAAGAAAGACUCAUGAGCUCACUCGAAUCAGAGCUUAGGAGUCUCGUUUCGUUGGAGGACGUCAAAACGUCAAUGGUGAAUGCUUCAGAGAAAGAUCUAGAGAACUAUUGUGAAAGCUUGGUGCAGCAGGAGAUCUGCCGGCUGCUUAGCGGUGAGAUAGAGAGGGAGAAUCUUCAGUAUCUAAACAGCAUCUUCAAUCUCUUUCCCACUUACUCCUGGCAUGCCAUGCAAGCGGUUCUGCAUCUGAGGUGCAACGGUGAGGGUUUGUUGUCGUCUAAAGCUCCUGCUGAGUUAUGGAAAAUCAUCCUCAGCCCUGUGCAACCCACAGCAAACUUUGCUCACUGCAACGGUCAGCAGAAACACACUACGGUGCCUGUUUUUGAGCUCUUGUGCCAAUCCAUCUUCAAAUUCCAGCCCAGCUGGCUCCCCAGGUUUCUUGAACUGGCACAACAACAAUCCGGUGGGUCCUCUAAGUCUUCGUGGGGUUACAGCAUGAAGGAGAGCUCUGAGAGCCUGCCGCUCUAUAAACGGGCUUUGACUGUGCUCCCUUGCAAAAGGACCUACCAACACCUGGAAGUGGAGCUGCUUUUGUGCAGCGAGCGGCCUAAAGCUAUAAUGCAAGCGUUGCGGAUUCUCAUCAAGCAAAGCCAGUGGGAACGGGUUGCGCAAGUAGCCGAAAGGUUCUGUCGACAGAGCCCGCUUCUGAACAAAGAGAUUUUCAUUGCUCUGCUGUGCGAAGUGUCCCAGCAUAGAGACUUGGACCCCUUUUUGGACCUGCUAUGGACUCUUUGUCCAGAGGACAUGACUGUGACAAGCAUACUUAAUAUUGUAUUGACAAACCUGCCUGAUUCAACGCAGAACUCUGGUCCUUUCGAGGCUCACGGCAGCCAGGUCACCAUCGGGCUUUUGAAACCACUGCUCAGAAAAGUUCUCCAAAGGGAGACCAAACCGAACCAAAGGUACGCAGAUAUCCUUCAGUCACCCACAGUUCCUCCACUCACUCCUCCACGUCAACCGAAGGGACUGUUCAGAGAUGCUGAGCAGCAGGAAACCAAGCAGAGGACUUCCUCUGGAUCUCAAGUGACAUCUCAAGCCAAGCUGCUCUGACUUUCCCAGUCUCAAAUCAUGUCUGACCCUUCCCAUAGACUGUUAUUAAAAUUGUCUUAGAGGUACAGGUAAACCCAAAAUGAAAUUCUAUCAUCAUCUGCUCAUGUUUAUGUAUCUCCAAACCUGCAUGACUUUCUUCUUUGGAGGACUUAAAAAUAGAUUCUAAUAAACAAUUUAACAGAUUUUAUCUAUACAAUAAAAAACAAUUUCAUUGAAAACAAUCUUUGAACCCCAUUGACUUUCAAGGUAUUGCCUGUAUUUUGUGUUCUACAAAACAAAGUAAGCCAUACAGGUUUGGAACAACAUGAGGGUGAAUAAAUAAUUACACAUUUUCAUUUUGGCAUAACAUGUUCUAAACAUCAUUACAGAGCUUCGGAUCGAACAAUAUUCCAUUUACUAUUAAGAUUGUAAAGUAAUAACUUGCAAUGCACAGAUGUUCAACUACUGCUUAAUUAUUCCUAAUAUAGAAUGUAAUAUAUGUUGUUUUUAUGUUAACUAGGUUUGCUGCAUUUCAUCUAAUGUGUUUUUGGUGUCUUUUAAAAUGUUUUCUAUUUCUUAAUUUUCAGUUGUCUUUUUUAUAGCCACCUUAUAAAGGCAUGUUGUUAUCAAGAUCCUAAUGCAAGGUCAGAGAUGACUACACAUUCUCCACAUUUCAUGCUCUCAUUUAUUGUAUAAACUCUUAGAAUAACAAUGUCUUUUUUUUCUGUUGACACUACAGUUUUGUCAGCAUAUGCUGGCGUAAUUUUUAUUUUAAGAAAAUCAUGUGGAAAAUGUUUGCUAAGGACUGUGUUAGUCAUUAAAAGAAAUGUACAGUAAUAUAAAAUGUAAUGUGCGUACUGAUGCAUUGGACAUUUUAGAUUUGGUCAUUUCAUGUUUUCAUGCCUUAUAUAUUUCUUGAAUUGCUCUUGUGUUUAUUGCUAUCGCAGGGAUUAUAACACUGAUAAAAGCAAUUAAAUAUGACUUGUGUAUUGCUGCCA